Molecule: messenger RNA, 10769 nt
Organism: Ostrinia nubilalis (European corn borer)
Lineage: Eukaryota; Metazoa; Arthropoda; Insecta; Lepidoptera; Crambidae
Exons: 14
Coding region: 135-1772 (545 amino acids)
Source: RefSeq, a predicted model, not a curated record
CAAAUAUUCAUCAGAUAGACUAAAUUGUUCGUGAUAAGGCAGAAGGCAGCAGUCGUAGUGACGCGGCCUUUGACGCAACUUGUGCGCUUCCCGCUCUGCACCAAGUUUCCGUGCGGAAAUAAACUUUUGAAAAGAUGGGAAACACCAGUAAAAAGCUGGCAGCGAAAUGUACGUUACUAACGAAGGAAGAACAAAAGUAUGUGGCGGCUACGUUCAGAGCCGCCAGCAAGAACUCGGAGAGGAUCCGUGAGGACGACCUGAUAGUGAGUGGCAAAGUAGAUGCCGUGUUGCUAGAAAAAUUCUGGGGCCCCCAAAUAGACCCUCGACUAGCGCAGUACCUAUCGAACUUCCUCUUCGGGUCAGGCCAGCAGAAGUCGCCGUCGGUCGACUUCAAUAGGUUUGCGGAGCUGUACGUGUAUAAUGUAAGAGGAACAGUGGACGAACGAAUGAUGGUCACAUACAACAGUUUAGGGAAGGAUUAUAACGAAACCGUCGAGUUGCCUUAUCAAUUAUUAAGAGAGUACUGUGAGAGCAUAGCAUCAACGUACAUAAAGAUACUAAAGUCGUCGACUUCGCGUCGCGCGCGCACGUGGAUAGAGAAAGGCUUCCGCGGCAAGGCGUCGCACGUGCAGGCUUUGGGGGAGGCGGUCGCUGCCACGGUAGGGGGGGAUUUGGACUCCCCCCACCAUCACUGUACAGCUGACCAGCUGUCGAAAUGGGGACUGGGGGGAGUUUAUUGUCAAGACGUGCAAGCUUUGGGGGAGGCGGUCGCUGCCACGGUAGGGGGGGAUUUGGACUCCCCCCACCAUCACUGUACAGCUGACCAGCUGUCAAAAUGGCUCCAAACCAACAUACUUCUGAAGCAACUGGCAGAGCUGGUGUUUGUGAAUCUCUACGGCAUCAACAAGAAGGCUGGUGAUGAGAGUCCCACGCCUCUACCGCCUUCCAUGCCUUCCCUGCUACCAAUUCCUGAGGGUCUAGACGCCAUGCCGGACUACCCAGCGUUCAUCGACCUGUCCCACAUCGUGUGGCUGAACAGCCAUCUGCCGCAGAAGCACCAGCACAAGUGGCGGUUUCUGUUCUCUUCUCACAUACACGGGGAAUCUUUUUCGACUAUGGCCGGUCGCAUCCAGGACCAGGGCGCAUCAGUACUGAUCUUGGAAGACAACAGCGGGCACAUAUUUGGCGGCUACGCCCCGGUCUCCUGGUCUAUAGGACCCAACUUCACAGGCGACGAAGACUCGUUCCUAUUCGCGCUCGCGCCCAAAAUGCGGGCUUAUCCCUCCACCGGCUACAACGAUCACUACCAGUACCUCAACCAUCACACGAAGACGCUGCCCAACGGUUUGAUAAUGGGCGGGCAGUUCGAAUUCGGCGGCAUUUGGAUCGAUGCGGAUCCGUUCGGCGCAGGCGCCUCCGCUGAGUCUUGCAGCACCUACCGCGGCUACAAGCGACUUAGCAAGGAACCCACCUUUCGUAUUAGGAGUUUGGAAGUGUGGGGGGUCGGAGACAAGCCCGUGGUUAAUAAGGACGAGCAUACGGCAUCUGAGUCUUGCAGCACCUACCGCGGCUACAAGCGUCUUAGCAAGGAACCCACCUUCCGCAUCAGGAGUUUGGAAGUGUGGGGGGUCGGAGACAAGCCCGUGGUUAAUAAGGACGAGGACGAGCGAGAUAUAAGCGUGCUGGAUACGAAUCCAGAAGCGAAGGCGAUAUUGGACAUGGCGGGCCGCACGCGCCAUAGUGAAGGAAUUCGCGAGCCGCCGCCGUUAUAAUGCGGCGUAGCGACACCGCGUAAGUCAAUAUUCAUGAUUUUUGAGAGCGACGAAACUGGAUAAGUUUUUGAUCUGUAUAGUCUGGUCUGUGAGCACGUAGAAUUUUGUCCAAUGACCUCAAGCUACCCAUCCUUAUCGCUCGCGCGUAAUUAUGUAGCUGUCGCGCUCGCACACUCACUGCGGGCGCCCGUCGCACAGUCGCGACAGCAAUAUAAUUACGCGCGAGCGAUAAGGAUGGGUAGCUAGGGGUCAUUGGACAAAAUUCUACGUGCCCACGGACCGGGCUUUAGUAAUGAAUUGUAGUUGGUUAAGACCAAAAAUCUGUAUAAAAGAACUCCGGAUUACGAAUCUAACACCCGUAUUUCCCGUAUUCACAAACGAUGCUUGCUUAAGUGACGCAGCAAAUGGAACGCACAGCGUUGAAUAGAGCUCUGUGGUCGGUUCUUGUGACCCUGUGCGUCCACGCGCACUGUGAGACCUCAUAGUAAUGUUUGUGAAUACGGGCGUAAGCUCCUGAUUCCAAUUCAAGCAUAAAUUGAAGGUUUUAUUGGUUGAAAUAUUUUUAGACCAAUCGUAAAACAGAAUCUAUACUUGAGUUAGUAUUUUGAUAUUUUACUUUUAGGAUGCAUAUUAAUUAUUUGAAACGACAAAUCAAACUAAUCGUAAAAAAUAUCAAAUCUCUCAAAAAAAAAUUACUUACGUAAUGUUAGACGAAAUGGUCACUGUUGACAUAUACAUUGUUUCUAUACAAAAAGAAUCACAGUUCGUAAUAUUAAAAUAAAUAAGGUCUUUGAAAAAUAUACUUUAAUACAAUAUGACAGAACUUUUACCAAAAACUAAAUUACAUAUAAACUUGAAAGAGAACUAAACCUCUGUUUAAAAACGUGUAUACGUCAAUUUUGUCCGAAAAAGCCUUAGUUCUCCAAAUAGAACGCGUUUCUGGAACUCCCUUCGAACUAGAAACGCAUUCCAUUUGGCUGAAAUGUUAUAGUCAAUAUACGCUUUUGUUUCAUAUUUUGUAGUAUAAAUAAAUCGUUCGUCUGUCAGUUAUUUGUAAUCUUAUCGAUGCAGAAAUAAAGUAAAAUCUUCAUCCUUUCUGUUAUAAGUCUCGCUUACCUAAGUCAGUUCCUGAGGUAUGAGAGCGACACGCGAGUGUUUUUGUAACGUCAAACGUCAGCGAGACAUCAGCCCCCCUAGACAAAACGCACUUUUUGAUCGAAUCGAAAAUCGAAUCCGUCAAAACUCCAUACAAAAAAGGGGCUUUUCGACCACUUUUCGACUGGUUUGCGAUUAUAAUUUGCACUUUGUCUAGACCCACAGAUUUGCUUCAGAUUUGUAUGCUCUGUUACGUCAUAAUAUGUCAAUGUCACCCCUCCCGUGCCGCUCCCAUACCUCAGGCACUGACUGAGUUAACUUAAAGCCCGGUCUGCGAGCACGUAGAAUUUUGUCCAAUGACCCCAAGCUACCCAUCCUUAUCGCUCGCGCGUAAUUAUGUUGCUGUCGCGCUCGCACACUCACUGCGGGCGCGCGUCGCACAGUCGCGACAGCAAUAUAAUUGAGAAUGUUACUAGGUAUGCAAAAUCACUUGAAACCUAUGUUACAGUUAAGCUUUUACAUUUACAAAUACAUUAGUUUUUAUUUCAUUCAAAAAUACCCAGUAGUUAUGAUUUUAUAGGCAUUCAAAGUUCGCUUAAAUAUUGAGUCCCGCCGACGGUCACGUGACCCCGUGUGACGUACAUUCACAGCGUCCGCUCACUAGAAAACGGAUAUAAACAUACUUAAAUAUAUUUUUUUUGUAAAUACAAACUUAUUAUACAUAUUAACACCCAGACCCAUUACAGAAAUUAAAAUUGAACCAAACCCAAACUUGAUGCGAUUGUGUCGUUUUAUUGCGAAUUACCUUCCAGCUCCAUCAUUAGACCCCGAUUACUAUAUAGAAUUAAAAUACUCAUCAAUACAAAACGAACGAGCCCAAACUCGAUGCAUUUAAGUCGUUUUAUUAUAGAGUUCCUAUGGCCACCUUCCAGCUCCAUCAUCAGAUCAGCUCCAUGUCAUCAUAAUAUUGCAUGGUCAUCCAAAUCACAUGUGUUUGCGAAAUUUCAGCUUAAUCGGUUGCCUGGAAGUGGGUCUUAAUUCAGUUUGCAAGAUUCCACCCAUACAAAUAUGAGCCAGUCGUUGUAAUAUGACGUCACGCGCAUAAAAUGGCGGGCCGGCCGCCGCCCGCACUUUUAAAAUUCAAUAUCUUGGAAACUAAUUAACGUAUCGAAAUAAUUCUUUCACGUGUAUUUUUUAUUUUUAACAGAGAAUACAGAAAGCUAAAAAACAAAAUUAGUGAACAUUCUUCAUUACGCGCGAGCGAUAAGGAUGGGUAGCUUAGGGUCAUAGGACAAAAUUCUACGUGCUCGCAGACCAGACUAUAACAGUAUGUACGUUUCAAAAUGCUGACAGAUGAAUUUUACGUGAAAUUAUGUAUAGAAGUAAUUGUGUGCGACAAGCUUAUGAAAUAUGCUAUAAAUAUUUAUUUUAUUUAUAUUUAUGUAUUUAUCUCAGUAUUCUGAUCAUCAUACAUUCUGUCACUGUGAAUUUUAGUUGUAACUACUUUAUAAAUCUUGACUGUUAUGUUGUGAAUCAAUUUAGAACUUUAAACUUAAGAUUUUUGUUCAAAACUCAUUCGGGAGUUUGUCAUCAUUAGAUCAGUUUACCAUAAAACUACAAAUAUUUUUAAUUGGUUUUGAACCGUAUGUAUAAGGCCCAAAACACACGGUGAAACGCAAUUGCAACGAAACUGCAACUUCUAGUUACUUUUGAGUUGCAUCUAAGUUUCUGCCAUAGAUUCCGUUGAGAGACCACACAUGACGCGACCAUUUCAAACUGGUCUCUCUCUCUCAAAAGUAACCAGAAGUUGCAGUUUCGUUGCAAUUGCGUUUCACCGUGUGUUCUGGGCCUCAGUCAUGAAGUUGAAAAUUGAUUGAGAUUCUUUUUUUUUUUUAUUCAUAACUACUAGUGAGAUAUAGGUAACAACAGAUAUUUAUUUUUGUUUUUAUAUUAUUUACUAUAAUAUUAUUACAUUCGCAAUCUUGAACUAGUCAUCGCUGUGAAUAGUAAAGAUUAAGUAGUUUAAAUACAGGGUGAGUCGAUUGUCACCUCUAGUUCGCGUACAAAGAGAAGAUGCGUCCUUUAUCAGCAUAACUUGUUUUCCUUCUGUCAUAGGAAAUAAGAAUCAAUUUGACAGUGAUAAUUAUAAACUUCUACCGAUUGUACAAAAGCAGAAAAAUCUGUAGUCUAGAAAAAUAUCUAAUAACUAGGGUCCGCCCACGCUACGUCUUUCGGCCCGUGGCCGCCACUCGAGAACUUCUGCCCCAGCGGCCAUCAGCUCUGCGAGCUAUGUGCCCCGCCCACUGCCACUUGAUUUUAGCAAUUUUGCGGGCUAUCAGUCACUUUAGUUCUCCUGCGGAUCUCCUCAUUCGAUCACGCAGGGAAACUCCGAGCAUAGCACGCUCCAUCGCCAUUUGGGUGACCAAAUGCAUCUAACUUAAUUAUAAAAAAAAAGCAUACAUACAUACAGCCGAACAUAUAACCUCCUCCUUUUUUGAAGUCGGUUAAUUAGUCAUCAAUCAAUAUAUAUUUGAAAAUAACUAUGUAUUGACUCACCCUGUAUACCAAUGAGUGCCAAUAAAUAAAUUAUAGAAAAAAUCUAUUUUCUGAAAUAAGUUAAAUAGACUAAUAAGCGAACAUUCUGGGCGUAUAUUAUUUACUGUGAAUCUCUUUAAAGGUAUAUUCAUAUUGCUACAUGCGUGUGCGUAACGUGUGUUGUUUGUAUGGAAUAUAAUCAUUGGAUACAGCGCCAUCUAGUUUCAAACUAAGCAAAGCUUGUAAAGUCAGCGUCAAAUAGUUGGUGACACCCAAAGUGGCCAAAUAGUUCACACGUCUUUGUUACUUUAGAACAGUCUUUCCCAAAGUGGGCGAUAACGCCCCCUUGUGGGCGCUGCAGGCUUAAAGGGGGGCGGUAAGAGACCCAGAAAAAAAAGCGGGACGUUGUGUAGAGGCUUGGGAAGCGUCAUCUACUAGGAGGACUCUCAGACACCGACUGAGCUCGACUCUUGACUACAAAAAUGGGGGGCGCUAAAAAUAAUUUAUUCUCAAAGUGGGCAGUAGACUAAAUAAUUUUGGGAACCGCUGCUUUAGAAUAAGGUGGUGUUGUUAAUUUUUUGGCCACUUUGGGCGUCGCGAACUAUUUGAUGCUGACUGUACGUGAACCUCAACUCACAUAAAUGUAGCAAUGUAAAUAUACCUUUCACAUUAAUAGUAGUUAUCUUUUAUUUACAAAAAUACAUUGUCAUAUUUAAUUAGAAGCAUUUCCACAUUUGACCAUUACCACUACAUGAGUUAAACAAUUUCAGAGAAGAUAUAUUUUUAUUUCAUUUCUUAUUUACACCAUACAUUUAUCAUAACUAUAUUAUUAAGUCGUUAUUUUUUGUAUUUAACAUUUUAUUAUCUGUUAAGCAUCGCGACAUUCCUGUCAAAAUAAUCAAUAUCGGAAUGAAAAUCGAUUGAUAAUACUAUGACACAUAUUUAUCACCAAACAGAACUUUUUUGUGCUACACAAGAUCUCCCAGUCACAAGUGACCGUCCGAAAUAUUGUAAAUAUUUAAAAAAUAUCGAAAAAAUACCUCAAAAGGGGGGCUAACUGCAAUAUUUUUCAAGUUAUUCACUUUCAAGUUAAAUGAAAAUAAAGGUAUUUAUAAAGUUUGUUAAACCAAACCAAGAAAAAUUUGAAUGACCAAUCAUCAUGGGCGUACCCAUGGGACAUGACUGGAAGUCGGCCACCCUCGGCCAGAAUAAAAAAAAAUGUUUAUUCGGUAUACAGUGUGAGUCACGUUAAAGUGUACAUAUGAAAAUAGAUGAAACUAGACCUAUUUUUAUCGACAAAAAAGAGGUCAAAAAAUUUUCAAAAAGUAUGAUUUUUUAUUAUUUGUUGGCCUUUUUUGUGUAUUUUAUGUAUUUUUUUAGUAUCGCCUGUUAUUUAACAUUAUUAUUGUUUUUAUUUUAUCAGGAUAUACCGCUUAGUUUAUACGUUUUCUUUACAAUAAGUAAUAGGAAGAAAAAAAAAUCUAUAAUUUUUAAAAAAAAAUCUCAAUAAAUUUUUGACCUCUUUUUUGUCGAUAAAAAUAGGUCUAGUUUAAUCUAUUUUCAUAUGUACACUUUAACGUGACUCACACUGUAUAGCUUGCCCUACCACCACUUCAGGACAACAUAUGGGCUGGUGCUGAGAAGAAGUGGCGGAAGAAACCAUGCCCGUUUUCAGCAUCAAUCCCUAAUGUUUAAGUGCCCCUAUGUAAACAAAAUUCCUGUACGUGUUACCAUAGGGGUCACUUAAAAAUUAGGGAUUGAUGGUGAAAACGGGCAUCAGUCACCUCUGUCAGCACAGAAACUAGGUGACUUGGUGACUUGCCUCCUCCUAGGCCAGAAGCUGAGUACGCCCAUGCCAAUCUUAUGUGGUCUGGUUAACAUCUAAUGACACUUUAAGAUAAUUUUCCAUGAAUAUUUAGAAUGCUUCGGCCGGUCACUUGAGCCUGGGCGACAUUUCUUUUCAUUCCGAAUAUGAUCUUGAGAAAUACCUUUCUCUGCGCUUUAUAUGUUAGAUUUAGGUUUUAUAAAAUACAUACACACAAACAUUUCACGUUUACAUAAAUAGCUUUGGUUUUCUACGAUGCACAGCACAAAUAUUAAUAUUAAGAUACGUUCUCACUUACAGCAUUCGUUGAACAGACAUCCACCAGAUGGCUUAGAAAGUUCCCGCUAGGGGCGCUGUACAAUCCGUCAUUAAUGUCACUUUUUUACGCAGUUGACAUCGAAUGGUUUGGCGUAAACUCACACUACGCCACCAGCUUGCACUAAGCGUUUCGAUAACUCUUUCAUAAUGCGAAUUCGCUGGGUGCGAAGUACUAGGUGGGGGUAACAUAAUCUAUCGCAGCGCUCAUGGUGGUCAAAAGUAGAAAUAAUGUAAGCUCUGUCAUCAGAUGUAUCUGUCAAUGGCAAAGCGAUUUUACUUAAUACAUUUUAAUAUCAUUAAUUAAUCGCAUGAAAAGGGUCCUACUGGGAACUUAAAUAAAAGAGUGGACUGUAUUUCGAUAGGGCUGGUUUAAUAGCCGUUUACAAUUUGGAAAUAACUAGACUAUACAACGUGGUAGUACAAAAAUGAGUCACAGUAGUUGUUGUGCACAGAUGUUUGCCUUAUGAUGAGAGCGUGAAUUAUUGAACUCUGCCCUUAUUUUGUUCUAUAUUCUUCUACAUCUCGGACUUGUCCAGCCAAUACCAACAACUUUCCUUUAAAUACGGUUUGUGGUUGGAAUUUGAUAUUGUAACACUCACAAACCCGGUCUUCAAAACAAUACUCAUUUCGAUCUGAAAACGAUAUUUAAUUUAUUAGCGAUACAGGAACAUUUAAAUAUAUUUACUGUUUACUGUCGUCGGCCGUUUGGUGUAGUGGUUCAAAACGGACUACUAUUCCGGAGGUUGCGGGUUCGAUUCCCGCACAGUACAAACAUUUGUGUGCAUGAACAUAUUUGUUUGUAUUGGACUGGGUGUUUUCUAUGUAUAAUAAGUAUGUAUUUACAAAAAAAAAAAAGUAUUUAAGUAUGUUUAUAUCCGUUGUCUAGUACCCAUAGUACAAGCUUUGCUUAGUUUGGGACUAGAAGCGCAGUGUAAAAUGUCCAAAAGGAUAUUUAUAUUUGUUAUAUAAUGAAACCGUCAAAGUAGCUUUUUCUUUUCGUUUUACUGUAAAACUACAACUAUAAAUGAAGUAAACAAACCCUGACACAAUCAAAAUUAAACACACUUUUUGGACUUACCUCAUUUGAUUUGAAUGACCAAAAUGAUUUCAAAACCUUUUUUCCACCCAAAUCGUGGUAUCACAACAAUUAUUAGUCGAAAAUAUUUGUUAUUUUUUCAUUUCGAUAUUUUUUCACAAUUACACGACCUAAAUGUCAAUGUGACAGAGCCCACAAAGUUGUGGACGCUAGUUGGCGCUGUAAUCGUGCACAGAGCCAAUAGCUAGGGACUGAAAUUCGCUGCCUGCUGCUGUCUUUCCCGAAUCCGGUUUACUGUAAUCCGGGCCUUUCUAAGGCGAGAGUGAAUUAGGCACUUACAGGGCAGAUAUGUACCACGCAUUUCACUUAACAUCAGGUGCGAUUGCGGUCAAAUUCCUGUAUAAAAAAAAAAUAUAUUUUUGUAAGCGAAAUCGCAAAAUCGCCGAACGUUCGUUAAUGUUCGCGAAUGCUGUAUGUGAGAACAAUUAUAGUGCUUAGGAACGAACGAUCCAAACUUAUGAAUAUCUCUUACUGCCAAUUUUCGUAAAAUAACUACUUAAGUAAUAGAUAAAUAGUUAUCCAUUCAUUUUCAAGUAUUUGUCAAAUAAUAAAUAAAUCUUUGGACAAAUAAAUAAAUAAAUCUUUGGACAAUUUGACACAGCGCCAGCUAGCCCCAAAGUAAGCAACUUAAUGCUUGUGUUAUGGGUGCUAGCUUAACGGAUAUACUACUUAUAUACUUCUUUUUUUUUUAGUUGUUUUUUUAAUUAGGCAGAGAGCAGAGCUACUUUUCUUUUUCAUGUUGACAUGUGACAUGUGACAUCUGACAUGGUGUUAUUAAAGUGAAAAUUUUAUUAUUUUAGAAGAUGAAAAUGUAUAAUAAUUUUAAAGGAAUCGACAAGCUGAUGAAUUAACUUUAAAUGUCGUUUUAUAAGACUUAUUAGUCUAUUCAUUCAUUAUCUAGGAUCGGCAAAAUGAAACAAUGUGUUGCUCUUGUAAAGUAGUGAUAUUUUCAACAAUAUUCUAUCAUCUAUUCACACAGAAAUUGUUUACGAAUCACAACAGAGAAACGACAUUUAAAGUUAAUUCAUCAGCUUGUCGAUUCCUUUAAAAUUAUUAUACAUUUUCAUCUUCUAAAAUAAUAAAAUUUUCACUUUAAUAACACCAUGUCAGAUGUCACAUGUCACAUGUCAACAUGAAAAAGAAAAGUAGCUCUGCUCUCUGCCUAAUUAAAAAAACAACUAAAGAGGAUUUAUUCUCUUAUAUAAAUACAUAAAUAUUAUACAUAGUCACACCCAGACCCGUCACAGAAAUUAAAAUUCAUCAUUUCAAUUUCUGCCCGGCCGGGAAUCGAACCCGGGACCUCUCGGCAUAGUAGUCCGUUCUGAACCACUACACCAAACGGCCGACUAAAUAAUUAACACAUUGUAACGAAAAGUUGUCAAAUAAUCGGUUAAAGUUCUGAAACUGAUCUCAAAACUGGAUUCAAACUCAAGUCUGUGAUUAAUAAAACAAGGCUUGAGUCUGUUUUUGAGUCUAGAUUCAUACUUGAGCAUCGUUUCAGAAUUAGAACCCUAGUGAGAGUUGAUAACGAAUUGCUGAAAACUAUUUAAUUUCUUAGCCUUAUCCAGUGUAUCACGUAAAAGUAAAUAACGUAUGCCUUAUUAACUUAUUAUUGUAUUUAUGUGUUCUAUGAUCGUGUCCAUAUACGAGCCUAUUUCAUUAGUUACAAUGAAGUAUAGCACUUUAUUUAUAUAUUUUAUACCUUUUCUUCUUCAAGACCUGAUUAUAGUUAAUACGAACAUAACUUCUGAUCUGCAUAUAAAGUCGAAACGACUGGGCCGAUUUUGAUAGGACUUAACUAGCUAGCGGUGUUCUUAAGCAAGCACAAACUUUAAUAUUGAAAAAUAACUAGGGUUCCGUGGAAAAAUACAAAUAAUCAUAAAAACAAUCGACAAAUAGUCACUGGAUAUUUAAUCAAAGCAAAUCUGUUUUAUUUUAGACGUAAAAGUCCACAAUUUUAAUAUGUAACUAAUGAAAUUGGCUCUUUGCAAACCUUCAAAUCCUAAACCCACGUGAAGUGUCUACCACGUCCCGAAAAUGAGUUGUAUUUUCGUAAUUUAGCUAUUCUUAGUAAGUUGUACAAAUUGUAUUUAUUUAAUUUAUUGUAAUAAAUAAAUUUUAAAUAUGA